Salmo salar (Atlantic salmon) is the source of this 2042-nucleotide messenger RNA. Its product is annotated as CTD nuclear envelope phosphatase 1A. Gene Ontology annotation, molecular function: phosphatase activity. The record is from RefSeq and is a predicted model, not a curated record. NCBI's taxonomy places the organism in Eukaryota, Metazoa, Chordata, Actinopteri, Salmoniformes, Salmonidae.
UCCGACUUUCUAAUAGAACACGUGCCGCGUUCUAUCAGUUAGCAGGUUGGAAUUUUCGAGUUUCCUAAUUCUGAAUAGCAUGUAAACGCUGCAUGUACACCGCCUAGUCGAAACCACGUAGUUAUGGCGGCGUGCUGUCCAGUUCCGGAUUUGUUUGAAGUAUGUGUUGACGGUGUCUAGUUGGGACUUUGGAAUAUUUCGUCAACAAACUUUAAUUUGUCAACGAAACUAAGCAAAGUUAGAAUUGUAUCGUUUGUAUUUUAUAAGGACGUUUCCUUUUAUACACUUUUCUAGCUUACCAGGGCUAGCUAAACUAGCGACCGAGAACCAGCGAAUGCUAGUUGCUACUCGUCUGGAUUCAUCGCUUUCAUUUUUAAUGACGGUUUAGCUAGUUUGGCAACUUUUUUAAAGCUUUUUUUUUUUUCAUUCAAUUUCAAUCGAGUGUGGCGAAAGUAGGAUUUGAACUGAGCACACGAUUGCUAUUGGCUGGUGUCUUUACUUGACCUGCAGCUGCAGGUUCUGGAGGGAAGAGGCUGCGGUCCCGACUCAACCGGAGUCUCUCGGGCUGAACCGCUACUUGUGCCUAGAAUACUGUUUGAGUGACUGACAAAAUGCUGAAGACCCGUCAGUGUUUACUUGGCAUUCGCACUUUCCUCGGAGUGACGUCUAGAAUAUGGGGGUUUAUUCUGUACAUACUCAGGAAACAUUUAAGGACGAUAAUCCAGUACCAAACAGUGCGUUAUGACACAUUACCUCUGUCGCCUGUGUUCAUAAACAGACUCAAUGCCGUUAAGAGGAAGAUUCUGGUGCUGGACCUUGACGAGACCCUAAUUCACUCCCACCAUGACGGGGUGAUGAGACCCACAGUGAGACCAGGCACUCCCCCAGACUUCAUCCUAAAGGUGGUAAUCGACAAACAUCCUGUCAGGUUUUUUGUACAUAAAAGACCGCAUGUGGACUUCUUCUUAGAAGUGGUAAGUCAGUGGUAUGAGCUGGUGGUUUUCACGGCCAGUAUGGAAAUCUAUGGCUCAGCUGUGUCUGACAAGCUAGACAAGGACAGGGACAUCCUGAAACGAAGAUACUACAGACAGCACUGUACAUUGGAUCUGGGUAGUUAUAUUAAAGAUCUUUCUGUGGUGCACAACGAUCUAUCUAGUGUAGUCAUCCUGGACAACUCGCCUGGGGCCUACCGCAGCCACCCUGACAAUGCAAUACCCAUCAAAUCGUGGUUCAGCGACCCAAGCGACACAGCUCUUCUUAACCUGCUACCCAUGCUGGACGCUCUGAGGUUCACAUCAGAUGUCCGGUCCGUCCUCAGUCGAAACCUCCAUCAGCAUCGGCUAUGGUGAUUCGGCGCUAGCGUCAGCAGCUCCACUUCUUUUUAGAUUGCCUUCUCUGCUGGUUGUUGCUCGACCCCCCCUCUGCUCAGCCCACAUCUCCCCCAGCCCCGUGGUGUGAGGACAAAGACUGGGGGCCACAAAUACCGAGGGGGGAGCUACAUAUAAGGAAGGAAAACAAAGUGGAGAUGGCAAAUUUUUUAUUUUUCCUGAAUGGAAACUCUUGCCUUAAAGUCCUUGGAUUCUGGGAGUGCAUGUUGAGUGUGUUUGUGUAAACAUGUGAGAGGAUGCUUGCAUUAGUCACUUUUUUGUUGUUGAUGAAAUAUGAAAUCUUUUUAACUAUUGACUAUGGAAAUACUGAUUAUGAGACAAUGAAGAAACCAGUCCUUCCUUAUUUCAGAAAAAUUACUUGAAUGUUGUGUAGUUAAUACAGAAGUAAGAUUUUGACCCUACUUCUCCAUCCACAGAGCAAAGUUAAGUUUUCAUCAAGCUUUGUAUUCAUGAGCAUGUUUUCUUCCUUGGACUUUUUCAAGCCUGAUUUACUCCCAUUCUCUUUAAACCAUGUACCAUGUACACAUUAUCCCAUUUCCUUUAAUGUAACUCCAACAUCCUGGCCCAUUGAAAAAUGUAAGCUAAGGCCUUUGGUGGGUUUCUGUCGGUCAGACAUCAAAUCGACCAGUUUCCAAUAAAUUGCUUGGCAUCAUA